UCCGUGGGACUCGCAUCAUCAAAUCCUCAUCCACUCAUUGGCUACAACACUCACAGAAUCUGUCGUCGCUGCAGAAAAAGUUGUUGCACUUCCUUUUGUUGGAAAAAUUUCCUGCAAAUGGCGUAAAACUCCCAAUUUCAGCUGCUGAAAAUCAUUCAAAACCACACGCUUGCUCCGAUGGUCCACGGGUGAGGAACGUUUGGGAGGAAGCAAAACCCCUCAAAGAUGUUUGUUAAGCUUCAGCCUUUACCUCAAGUCCCUUUUUGAAGGACUUCUUGAGAAAUGACAGAGCAGGAGCUGAUACCGGAUUGCACCACCGACGUCUUGGUCAGUUUCCCCGAGUCGCUGCAUGUUUACACGGGACUGUUGACAGUUUCCACGGUCUGUGGUGGACUGUCGGGGAUAUUAGCUGCUGCUCUUCUGUAUGUCUUCUGCCUCAAGCCUAUACUGUUAACCAGACAAGGGUACAAUGCAAGGAGACUGUUUGAGCCUGAUGAUGGAGAAGUGGACAACAAUCAAAGUGACUGUGUCAGCAACAGCAAAAAGGAGGCUACGAGUGGCACCACCAAUGAUAGGAAGCAGCAGCCCAUGAACAGUGAUGUGGCUGCUUUUGCAUCCAGAGCAAAGGUGGUCUACCCCAUCAACCAAAAAUACAGACCUUUAGCAGAUGGAGCGUCCAACCCCUCACUACACGAGCACUCCAAGCUGCCGGCCAUGCCUAACGAAGAGUCCUCCUCCUCCUCACCUGGCGAGUCCAUGAGCCAGGAGCAGGACAAUGAUGACAGCAGCCAGUUUAUCUCUCCCUCAAUAGUCCCCAAGAGCCUGCAAAACCAGAGCUUCACCAGGGUCUCCCACUACCCCCACACUCUGACCCUAACUGGGUUUGAAGGCAGGAUCAGCCUGUAUUGUUUGGCCCUGCAGGACAUACAGCAGCACUGCUCCCAACUCCAGGAAGAAAAAUUUCUGGUCUAUCUCCAGAUGGUGAAAAUAAUAUUCAGCCAUCGUUUUCCAAAAGAUAAAAAUGAUGCUGACUUCUCCAAGGAUGUUCUUCUAACGCAGGAAAAGGAAUUGGAUGAAGUGAAGAAACAGUUGCCAACGGGCCAGACAGCCAGCGAGAAAAAUGAGGACCUCAGUGCAGAUACUUCCUGUACCCUGGAGGAGAUUGAGCGAGCUCAAAAAGAUCUGUUGGAACAUGGCCUCCAAAUCAUCAGAGGAUUCAGCAAGCAGGUGGAGGCCUUGUGCCAGCAUCUGCUGAGUAAGACCAGUGUUUUGCCUACAGACGAAGCCCAGGAUGUGAUUCUGUCUCUCAUCCAAACUCUCCUAAUGGUGGAGGAGCACUUGGCCAGUGCACAGGAAGCAGAACUAAAGAGGAUCCAGCAGAAGCUUCUGUGGUGGGAGGAGUUGAUGGGGCUUCUUCAAUCCCAGCCUGCCUUGCUAAGACAGGAAGUACAUCUGAGGCAGGGUCUGAUAGCCACAGCCCUGGAGCAGCUGACGAGUGAUGAUCUCUUGACCUUUAGUGCGAUGGAAAAGACACUUUCAGAGCUGCAGGUCAAUCUGACCGAAGGCCUUCAGCAGUAUACUGAAGAGUGCACGAGGAAGACAAAGGAGAUGGUGAAUGAGAAGUGCAGGAAAACAGAGUCCAAACGGAAGAAGCUUCAUAGGAGCCAGGCCAAGGAGAAGAGCCGCGUUCUGGAAAUGACACAGACCCUCAGCGACCCGCAACAGUUCACCAAGGUGUACCAUGAGCUCUUGGUGAAACACAGGCAGCAGAUCACUGACUUGGAGCAGCAGCAGGACAGUAGAGUGGCUGAAGUCCUUUGUGACCUCUGGAGGUAUUAUAUUAUAUAUUUUCAGAAACUUAACAACUGCUGGUCAAAGAGACUUGGCGUGCUAGCCAAGGAAGUCUUCUUCGCCUCUCUCCCUGCCCAGUCCGAGCUCUCUGUUGAGCGAUGUGAGAAGCUGUGGCUGGAUCUAGAGCAGGAGCUGUCUGCACAGCUGCUGGAGGCAGAGUCAACUACCAAAGUGCAACUGGAGGACAUGAGGGUUCAGCUGAAUAAAGACGGACAGGUGUGGUGUGAAGAGACAGCUCUGGUGCUGGCUUGCCUCACACACCUGGCUGAACAGCAGAUGAAGAUCCUUCGAUCCAUGGUGGUCAGGCAGAACUACACACUCAACAGCCAUGUGGGGUUGCUGAUAGAGAAGAAACAUGAGCACCUGUUGGUGGCAGUGCAGAGACACUUUGUGGUCAGGCACUUCUGUCUGCACAUGCUGAAGGAAAUGAGGCUGUCCAAGCUGAAAGUACUCUCCCAGACAGAUUUCAGAGCUCUGCUACUGGAGGAUUGCAGCAAAAGCCAGCCUACACUCGGCACAACUUCCAAGGCUCAGAGGAAGCUACAGGACAGUAAUGCAAGUUUGGCAGAGAGACACCUGGGCCCAGAAAGCCAACUGGUGAGCCACAGCUUUCAGCAGGAGUUCCUCUCUGAGCUGGAAACAGGGGCGGAGCUACUGCAGGGUCACGCCCAACUGCUGCUAGGCAACGUCCUCAGCCAUGCCAUCUGGCAGAUGAUGGACACCCCACCUGGCGAGUCACAGACCCGCCCUCAGCAAGACGAUGGGUUGAAGCGCCACUUGAUUGAAGUUGCCUCCGAGAGUGUGUAUGUGACCAAAGAUUCUCUCACUGCACUGGUCCAAAGCUACUACUCCCACAUACAGGACAUUACCAAAACACUACAGCAGGAGCAGUCAAACAUAAACCAGGGGGAGAGUGAGAGGCGAGAGAGCAGCAACCAGCUGAACAGAGCCUUGCUGAGGGAGCUGGCUAACUGGAGUAGGAAACCCACUUCCACUGAGUUUCAACAGAGGGUUGAACUCCACAAACAGAGGGUGUUGGAGCACUACGAUGUGGAACAGGAAGGGAUGUGUGAGACACUGAGGCGGAAAAAAGUAGCCCAGGAUCAAGCCAUGGACAUGGUCAAAGGACAACUACUGGAGGCAGAAGAAGCCUUCAUAACAAAGCUGGCGGCUUUGGCCCGAGUGUCUCUCCACAGUCCAGAUCCAGAGCACAGUGGUCAGGAGGAAAGCGCCGAUGACGAGAGUCCCAACAUAUUGAACCUUCUAGCCUUGAAUCCAGCAUUAGAUCCAGCCUUGAAUCCUUCACUCACUCCAAGUAUUAUAACUCCAGCAGCACAACCAGCGCAUAAGAAAAAAAGGGAACGCGAGUCUCAGCUUAGCUGAAAUAAUUAUACAAUGUGUAUAUGGAUGCAUAUAGUAAUGAUGGUGUCUUAUAUAAAAAAAAGGGAAAAAAGUUUUCUCUUUUGAUGUUGAUAGCUGACAUCAAUUAAAGUAAUACCACUACUUGGUUGGUAAGUUUAUUAUUGUCGUAAGUAAUUACUUUGGAUUUUACAAGAUUGUUCUGUGCCUUUGUCUUAGUAUAUGUAGUCAUAAAUCCUCUAGUCUCUAUUUUUAAACCAUGUGUUAUGUCUUAAUAUGAAAAUGUUUUUAAUAAAGAAAAAUGCAA
Molecule: messenger RNA, 3517 nt
Organism: Myripristis murdjan (pinecone soldierfish)
Lineage: Eukaryota; Metazoa; Chordata; Actinopteri; Holocentriformes; Holocentridae
Gene: evc
Product: EvC ciliary complex subunit 1
Exons: 20
Coding region: 283-3234 (983 amino acids)
Biological process (GO): smoothened signaling pathway
Cellular component (GO): ciliary membrane; plasma membrane protein complex
Source: RefSeq, a predicted model, not a curated record